Tuber aestivum (summer truffle) is the source of this 1354-nucleotide messenger RNA. The record is from the annotation of a GenBank genome assembly. NCBI's taxonomy places the organism in Eukaryota, Fungi, Ascomycota, Pezizomycetes, Pezizales, Tuberaceae.
AUGAAAGUAUUAAAAUUUGGCGGAACUUCGGUUGCCAAUGCUCAAAAUAUAAAACUCGUUCUCGAAAUUAUAAACCAGAAUUCUAAACAAGAUAAACUAGUAGUUGUUGUUUCAGCUUUAAGCAAAGUAACCGAUUUAUUGCAGUUGGCGGCAGCAAAAGCAGCGGCAAACGACGAAAGCUUUAGAGAGAUUGUUGCUGAAAUCGAGAAAAAACACCUUGAUACAUUAAAAGAUCUUAUUCCGGUAAGCGAGCAAAGCAGCUUGUUAAGCCAUGUAAAAAGAAUCAUCAAUCACUUAGAAACUUUAUUAGACGGUUGUUUUUUAUUGGGCGAACUGUCUCCAAGGACUGCUGAUACUAUUUUAAGUUUUGGAGAAUUGCUUUCGUCCUACAUCAUCGCGCAGGCGUAUCAGCAAAUUGAUAAGGAUGUAGUGUAUAAAGACAGUCGCGAACUUAUUAAAACCAACAAUAACUUUAGUAAAGCGGUGGUAAACUUUGAAGUUUCUAACCAAUUGAUUCAGGAAUAUUUUGGCGAAAAUCAAUCACAAAUCAAUAUUUUACCGGGGUUUAUUGCUCAGACCCAUGACGGAAUCACUACAACUUUGGGCCGUGGCGGUUCUGAUUAUACUGCUGCUAUAAUUGCCGGAGCGCUUAACGCAUCACAAUUGGAAAUCUGGACUGAUGUAAACGGAAUGUUUACUGCCAACCCUAAAAUUGUAAAACAAGCACAACCCAUUGCAAACAUUUCGUAUCAGGAAGCGAUGGAAUUAUCGCAUUUUGGUGCCAAAGUAUUAUAUCCGCCAACGAUUCAGCCUGUUUUAAGAAAAAACAUUCCCAUUUUAAUCAAAAAUACUUUUGAGCCGGAAGCUGUAGGAACUUUAAUUUCGAAUCAGGCUUCAUCAAAAGAUACGGUUGUAAAAGGAAUCAGUCAUAUCGAUCAUAUUUCGUUAGUAACUUUGGAAGGUCCUGGAAUGAUUGGAGUUUCGGGUUCAUCAAAACGUUUAUUCGAAGUAUUGUCUCAGGAAAAAAUCAAUGUUAUUUUUAUCACUCAGGCUUCUUCUGAACAUUCUAUUUGUAUCGGAAUUUUAAAUUCGGAUGCUGAUAAUGCCGAAGCUGCCAUCAACAAAGCUUUUGAAGUUGAGAUUUUACAAAAUAAAAUUGAUCCUGCUAUUGUAGAAAAAGACCUUUGCAUUAUUGCUUUGGUGGGAGAAAACAUGAAGAAUCACCAGGGUUUAAGCGGAAGAAUGUUUAGUACUUUGGGCAAAAACAACGUAAAUAUCCGUGCUAUUGCGCAAGGUGCUUCUGAGCGUAAUAUUUCGACUGUAAUUAACGAAAGAGACGUUAAAAAAGCAUUGA